UUCAAAUCCACCAAGCAAGGAGAUGUCGGAGACGAGCAGCACAAAAUCUCCUUCCGAUAAUCUCUUCCCGUCGCUCAUCUCCGACAUCAAAGCCUACAAUGGGAUGGAUCCUCUGCUUCCGUGGCUUCGCGGGAUAAAGAAGCUCAAGGAGACGCUGCCGCCUCAGUUCCUGAAAGAGAAACUCCCUCGAUUUCUCCAGAAAUGCGCCGAGACUUUCAUGACCGACCGCCGUUACUCCAACGAUAUGCGAUACCUCCGCGUUUGGCUGCAAUUGAUGGAUUUUGUGGAGGAACCGAGAGCGGUGUUGAAAACAAUGGAGACGAAUCGGAUUGGGCUGAAAAAGUCGGUGUUUUACCAAGCGUAUGCUCUCUAUUAUGAGAAGCUGAAGAAGUUUGAUGCAGCUGAGAAGAUUUAUCAUCUAGGAGUGCAGAACCUUGCUGAGCCUGCUGAUGAGUUGCAGAAGUCAUACGAGCAAUUUCUCCUUCGGCUGGAGCGAUCAAAGAAUAAGAGAGUUCAGCUACAGGGAGGGAAAACAAGCAAGGGAAGAUUGAACCACAAUGAGGUUAGAAGUUGCAAAGAGAAAUUGCACAAAAUGGAUGGUCAGCCUGCAGAAAUGAGGUGUAAAGAUCAUUUGCUAGGGACAGAAGCUACUAAGUUUGAAAAUACUGGAAAUAAGGUGUCGCUCCGAAGCUCCAACAAUGAAAUGCUCGUGAAAGAAUCAAAUCAUGCCAGUAAUAGCGGAGGACUUGAUGAAGAACUUUACAGAAAGGUAGUUCUAAGUGACUCCGGAGUUGAGGGACAAGAUGGAAACAAAAGGCUCUGUAGUGAUGACACGGUUGUGGUUAGGUUUGUAGAUACUGCGCUUGUUGGGAAAUCCAACGCAGAAGAUGCGCGCCAUCAUGGUCUUGUUGAACCUACGAUUAAUACAAAAGAGGCCAUGAAUGCCAUUAAUAGCAUGUUCCAGGAGCCGUUAGAACCAUCAAUCUCGGGCAGGUCAAGAAGAAACAAGUCUAGUAUUGGUAACAAUGUAGAGAAUGGAUUUAGUGUUUUCAGUGAUGAAAGCUUAGAGUCGAAGCAGAACUCUCCAGAUGUUCCAUCGCUGCCCCAACUGACACCACCUGACACUAGUCAGCCUCUGGGAGAAUCAUUUGAAAUAUACGUGGAUGGAGAGGAAACUGUUGAUGUUAAAGAGAUAGCAAAUGGGAAAGGUAUACCAGCUCGAGAUACUAAUCCUGUUGACAUAUCUACUAGCCAUGCUACUGUGUUUGCUAGACCAAAUGAUCACCCUUCUGCAUUAAAGGACCCGAAUUAUAGGAGGCCAAUCCGGGAGGAUACAGCAGUUUAUAGAUUUGUAGGUUCAACCAUUUCUGAUGAACCGGAGGUAGAGAAUGCUUGGCACCAUGGCCUUGUAGACCCCACCAUUAAUCUGAAGGAGGCUAUGCAAGAUAUCAAUAGCAUGUUCGGAAAGCCAAUUGAAUUUACAAGGAAAAGAAGGCCAAGGAAACACGUCGAAUCACCUGAAGUGAAAGAUCAUAGUGGAGGGUUUCUCAUACUUCCUGAUGAUGAUGAACCAGAGGAUACAAAGCCUGAUCCUGCUAGUGGUUUCUUUCGAAAACCUAUGGCUUCGAAAUGUAACCCUGAUCAGAGCCGAAACAAAAUGCCAGAAGAUAUGAACAAUCAGACUGGGUUUCUAAUCCUUCCUGAUGAUGAAGAAGAUAACCAACAAGAGAGCUCCUUGCCAAGUUCGUCUACAAGAAACAACAGUGAUUUGUUUGAACAAACUGUGUGCACCAAAGAGGCAAUGGAUGAAAUCAACAAAUUGUUUGCAAUGCCAAUGGAUUUUUAAAAGCAGAUGACGCUGAUGGUGGCCGCUUUAAUAGGCUUAGCUCCGUUCAGGUGCCACGACCCAUAGUUCUCACAGCUCUGGCAGUAGACGAGGCCUUCCACCACCACAUCAGCCACCUUCGCUGCUGGCUUUG
Salvia splendens (bonfire salvia) is the source of this 1979-nucleotide messenger RNA. RefSeq lists its product as uncharacterized. The record is from RefSeq and is a predicted model, not a curated record. The transcript has 6 exons. Gene Ontology annotation, biological process: meiotic sister chromatid cohesion, centromeric; mitotic spindle assembly checkpoint signaling. Lineage: Eukaryota; Viridiplantae; Streptophyta; Magnoliopsida; Lamiales; Lamiaceae. Gene Ontology annotation, molecular function: protein kinase activity. The coding region runs from base 23 to 1846 and encodes 607 amino acids.